AGGGCUUUCAAAUAUUUCUGUUGCUAACAAAUCCAAGUGACAGGCGUCCGUUUUGAAUCUGACUAAAAUGACCAAAUUUAAAUGGAAGGGCCGUGCUUUGCAAUGUAUUUUCAUACUGCUCUAGUCCUGGCAUUUCUACACGCUGUAUCGUGUCAAGAAACUCUUUUUGGAGUAGUAAGCCUGAGCUUUUCACCCUUCACGAGCGUCUCACUCAACCAAAAUGGAGGAUCCGUCAAUGUCAGCCUUUUGCUUUAUGACAGUGCCACCAACAUGCAAAGCAUCAAUAGUACUGCAACCAUCGAUGAAGAUGUGAUUGUUAUGUGCAGUAUAAUCACCCCUUACGAGGAUGGCGACUCCCGGGUGGUAUUUAUGGACGAUGUUAUUCCAGCAUUUGCUGAGUCAGGUUUAAUUGACUUCAGUAUUGUGGAGCAAGGAAGAGUGGUUGAGGUUCAGUGUAGGGGUGAGACAUCACCUGAUAAUACCGGGACGACAUCCUACUUCAGCUUCGACACAUCAGCAGGACCUACAGGAUUUCUAGUGGUGAAGAAGAGUCCAGUGGUCAGUUUUUGUGAGUCGAUAAUCUUGGUUCCAAUCUCGACUGAUAUCACAUCAUCUACUGUGCAGGUUGAGUUGAGCGAGCCUGUAGUUGACUAUCGAGUUACUGUAUCCUGUGAUAUUAUUGGAGUAGUUGACGAAAAUGGAAUUGUUAUUGCCAGUGCAAACAAUUCCCUGUUGCUAGACUUCCAAGAUACAACAGUGGAACCAGGUGGCAGAACAGAUAUAAUAAUUUCAUACGACAUAAGGGAACUGGGAGACAUUGUGCAAGUAGCUUGUUAUGGAGCAUCUGAAGAAGGCAGCCAGUAUUUACAAAACACCUCACAAGGAGAAGCAGCGAUCUUCCAGUCAGAGACCAGCUCCGUCACCCUCAUCCCUUCCGUCACCUCCACCAGUGAUCCCCGCAUCUCUGUGUUCCUGGUCCUGGGUGCGGUCCUAACCCCCGGUGAAGGCUCUAUCACCUACGCUUGCUACGUGGAUCCCGUCAUGACCUACGAGCAGGGUCUGGAGAUCUCUUCGAACCCUACUUGCAUGACGCCGGACGAUGUGUUUGAACGGCCCACCCCACCACCAACUCUUACAACGAUUACCCCAGCACCGGAAGUUACCACUGACAACACCACUGACGCAAUAACUACGCCCACUACACCAGCUGCCCCUACCACCCCUGCCCCUACCACGCCCAACCCUACCACCCCCACCCAGCCCCCUACCCCCACCACCCCAGCACCAAGCAGCAGCUCCAAUGAGACUACUACACCAUGGCGCUUAGUAGAAUCAGAAAUAGCUUUUGAGGAAGGAGAUAUUUUCAAAGAGCUCACUUUGAACCUUGAUCCUGCCACGCCCACCUUCGACGGGGCCAUACUGGUGUCAUGUUGUGCCCCUCAGGACAUUAACUCCAACACCAAAUACAUCAAUACCUCUACCGCGUUGGUCUUCUAUGCGAACGUCCAGGAGCCUAGAGCCAUUAACUUUACAUUGGCCACAGAACUGGCUGAUCGUUUCUCAGAGUCUGCACUCCCUAACCCAGCCUAUGUUGACCUUUCACCUUGCCCUUGUGACCUGACCUCAGGUCACUGUGAUGCAGAAUGCUGCUGCGAUGAGGACUGUGAUGCAGCAGAUACUCUGGUAUUCAUGUGCUCCGAGGAAACAGAAGAAUCUCAAGUCACCAUCUAUGAUUGCAACAGCACAGAUCUUUACAAAGCAGACUAUUCACCUCUACUUUGUGUCCAAACGUCUAAUACCCCGUACCUGGGUCUGUACCACAGCACUGUGUCAGCCAUCCGAGAUAUAACAACCUUCAAUGCAGCCAAGGCCAGUAGCUUGACCAGCCGCGACACUAGCUACCAGGAUUCUGGUCUUCGGUCAUUGGAAUACCAAAGCCCAGAUAACUCACAGUACAGCAAUGGGGAUCCAGUGGAGCUUCUGUACGAUGAGGAGAUGAGAGGGUUCCUUGCGCUGCCACAGAUGACGCUGAGUGGGGAAUGCUUGUGGACAUCACCGGUCAAGUUUCAGGAGGAUCUGACCACACGCUGCACGUUGAUGCCCGAUCAGAGGCUCUGCCAGCAGUUCUCUCCCUUCAGUGCCCUGGUGUUUCUACGAUCGUCCACGGAAUCUUACCCGCCGUGCCCCAAGGAACCCAAAGUAGCUAGUCAGUAUGGUCAAGCAACAGAGGCCCCAGCGGAUGUUGAGUAUUACUGCCUUGAGGAUAUCUCAGACUACCUUUCAGAAGAAGCAGUUGACCAGGAUCUUUUUGGUCAGUAUGAAAGUUCUCUGUUUGCAGAGUAUCAGAAUGAUACAAGUGAGGAAAAGAUCCCAAAGCGUUGUGCAUGGGAUGAUGGUUAUACACAGCCACCAAUACCUUCCUACGAUAAUGAGACAAAACUGUGCUAUAGUUCAGUGGUGAGUGCAAGCUACGAGAUGUUCUGGCGUGGAGGAGAGAUCCUACGCAUCAAGGGUCAGGUCAUUCUGGGAGCUGUGCCACUCAUCCAAGAUCUCAGUAUUGGUAUCCUUGAGGAAGAGGAGUUUGUCUCUCCACCCCCUACCACAGAAGCACCUCUGACAACCCAACCUACUACAGAACUGAUGACUGACGACAUGAACAGUGUGACCAUCAUCACCGAUGUCACAGAAGUCUUUGAAACAGCUUUUACCGAUUUGACGGGGGCAACGGAUAAUAUGACUAUGUUUAUGUUUGAGGAAGAAGCCAACACGACUACAACUCCACAGAGCACUGUGACGAUGUUGCAGGGAACCACAUCAUCUACAACACAAUCUGUUUUGACACCACCAUCUACAACACCAGCCGUCACCACCUCUGUGUCAGUCACCUCACCGGCCAUAACAGAUGCUCCAUCAAACAUAACAGCCAAUAGCACUAUGGGUGUUGACAACAUCAACGCAACCACUGAUAUGACCACAGAGUCGCCCGUUACUACAGCUUCACCCUCCAACCCAGUCAACACCACGCCCCUCAACAUCACUUUAAGAUUCUCAACCACUUUCACCUAUCUCCCGGAGACUAUUGUCGACCCCCUGACAGGCCAGGACGUAGACCCCCCAGAAGCCUUUGAAAGAUCAGGAAACCCUGGAUACAUCAUUGGCAAACCCCUCCUGACUGGUUUGAUGGUGCAGACACCUCUGGUCUUACCCACCGACCCAGGACCGCCCAUCAAUUGCACAGAGUUUCCCACCAGCCCAGGCUGCAUUGAGAUACCUGAGAAUGAAACGGUGUAUGUCUUUGACAGUGUGGACACUUCUCCUUCAAAUCAGCUUCAAGUAUUCUCCCCAGGUGAUGGAAGCCUUUGUGCCCAUUCCUCCACAUCAACUCUGACCUUUGGAGAGGACACCAUGUCUGGAUGCAUCCUUCGAAUGGGCCAAUCAGAGCUCCAGAACUGCUCCGUCUUGGCAGCUUACAUGGAGGACCAGCUGAGGGCGCUAGUACCUGCAGAUCAGAUUGGAAAGAGAGGGAACUCCAGUGUGCUAGUAGAGGAGGAUUGGGCCUUAGUCUUCAAUCCUGACGAUCACCCUUUUGACCCACCUACAACCAUGUCUCCAACCACCGAAGCUCCCUUGGAGACCACGGCUGAUCCCUUCACAACACUCUUCCCUGAGCAGCGUUACGUGGACCCGGAACCCCCUAUCCAGCCGGUGGAACAGCUCACGAGCAGGUGUAGUGGUAUACCUACCAGUGUGAAUCUGGAAGUGCUCAUUGCAGAGGCGGGGGUGUACAGUGGAGUGACGCAAUAUGAGGUGCUGGCAGCCAGAAUUCAGUACAGUACUUCAAUGAUGACUCUGACCUGUUCAGGUUCUCUAGGGGCAAGCUGCUACCUUGAGGACCAACCCGUUGUAUCUGAUCCUGCAGGGAACGGUACAAUCGUCCAAUCAUUCCCUGUCUACAGCACAGUGACAUACACAACAGUCCCUGCCGUGGAACCAGAACCAGUUAUAUUGUAUUUCAAGGACUAUGACCCUGAUCUGUGUAGGCAGGAUGCGUGUCUCUCUGAGCUCUUCUAUCCAAUCUCUAAAGGGUUUGAUGGGGACACCUACCAGUACUCCAUAGCCAUAUCCUUGGUGAUUGUUGUCAUUACUGUGGCUUAUUUUAUUGUGACAUCACCUUGGGCACACUUAUGAUGAAAACUCAAGAGGGUAAUAUUCUCGAAAGCGGACUAACUUUAGUCCAUGGUUUAAUCCACCGACUAAGUAUGAAAUGCCAAGUGUCAAUAUGAAUAUGUUUUUGAAUAAG
Molecule: messenger RNA, 4300 nt
Organism: Strongylocentrotus purpuratus (purple sea urchin)
Lineage: Eukaryota; Metazoa; Echinodermata; Echinoidea; Camarodonta; Strongylocentrotidae
Product: cell wall protein DAN4
Exons: 18
Coding region: 82-4188 (1368 amino acids)
Biological process (GO): cilium assembly
Source: RefSeq, a predicted model, not a curated record